GUAGCGAGAUGGGUGGGAGGGCUGUAGUCGACCCCCAGAAACCUCCAAAGUUACUCCGACUCUGUCUGUCUCUGUCGCAGCCUCUAUCCCGACCAUGCUCUCUCGUCUCAUCCCCAAAUCCUCCCAUUUUCGAUUGUUGUCCAACCUUUACUCAAAAUCCCAAUCAUAUCCUGCAAGCAACAACAAUCUUACUUCGAUUUUGGUAUCCUCGCGGUUUCUUUCAACCAGUGAUAACAAUAAUAACAGCAACAACAGUUCUAAAGACAAAUCUACUGGUUCAUGGCAAUUCACCCGAGAAAGUGACGGAAAACUUGACAAUUUCUUUAGUGAGGACUCCGGCAAUCUCGCUGGGAUCUCCGGGACCGAGUCUUUGGCUGGUGGAGAAGACGAUGUAUUUGGAGGAGCUGAUAAGGAGACGGCAGAGAAAGUUGUCGGUGGUGAUGAGUGGAUGACUGCGGAGGGAUACAAACCAUGGAGCCUUUUGGAGGAGGAGAAGGACGACGUGUUUGAUAUUGGUGAGGUUGCAGCGGAGGUUGGUGAAACCGGGAGUGAGGAGAGUAGUAGUGUUAGUUUGGAGAUGGAGAAGAGUGAAGAGAAUAAGAGGCUUGAAAUAGAGGAGCGACAGCUCACUGCCGUACUCAAAGGUCCAAACCAUGCAUUUGGUGAUCUUAUUGCAGCUUCUGGAAUAACAAAUGCAAUGCUGGACAGUUUAAUUGCUCUGAAGGAUUUGGAAGGAAUUGAAGGAUUACCACCUCUAAGUGAAAUAGAAGACAUGCGGUAUGAGAAGAAUACUAGAAAAUCCUCAAGGGCUGAUAUAGAGCGCCUGAAACAAGAAGAAAUUGCAAAAGCAAGGGUGAGGCAAGUAGAUGACAAGGGAAGGGCUUAUGGAACUGGAAGAAGAAAAUGCAGCAUAGCUCGUGUUUGGGUUCAACCUGGUGAUGGCAAGUUUGUUGUUAAUGAUAAAGAAUUCGAUACCUAUUUCCCGAUGCUUGAUCAUCGUGCUGCUCUUCUUCGGCCCUUUUCUGAGACAAAGACCUUGGGCCUUUGGGAUGUAAAAUGCACAGUGAAAGGAGGUGGCGUCUCAGGUCAAGUUGAUGCAAUUCGUUUGGGGAUCAGCAGGGCCUUGCAAAACUGGGAACCAGAUUUGCGUACUCCCCUGAGAAGUGCUGGUUUUUUGACGAGAGAUUCACGUGUUGUGGAAAGGAAGAAACCAGGGAAAGCAAAAGCAAGAAAGAGCUUCCAAUGGGUCAAGCGUUAAUCAAUGUGCUAAGCUUCAAUUCUUUUCAUGACCAGUUGUUUAUGGUAUUUCAAUUUUGUGUCUUUUAGAGCUUCUUUCCUAAUGCAUCUUUGUAAUCCUCCCUUACAUCAUCCGUCCAAGAGAGGAGUUCAGAAUUUUGUAGAUUUGAUAGUCAAUGAAGCUUGUUUUAUUUUGAAGUGACAUUGUAAUCUGUUUGCAUUUAUGGAAAGAACGUAUUUGGCACUGCAA
Molecule: messenger RNA, 1486 nt
Organism: Tripterygium wilfordii
Lineage: Eukaryota; Viridiplantae; Streptophyta; Magnoliopsida; Celastrales; Celastraceae
Product: 30S ribosomal protein S9, mitochondrial-like
Exons: 4
Coding region: 95-1258 (387 amino acids)
Biological process (GO): translation
Cellular component (GO): ribosome; cytosolic small ribosomal subunit
Molecular function (GO): RNA binding; structural constituent of ribosome
Source: RefSeq, a predicted model, not a curated record